AGAAGGGGGUUCUGAAAAAGCUCGCGAGAAGACUAAAGAAGAGAGAGUAACUAUCGCUGUCCUUUAAGAGGGCUCUGCGGCGUGAAAGAGGAUGCAAAGCGAUGAGACAACUCGCUAUCCGGGGGGCCGGGGGCGAGAUUUAGGGAACCGGGGUGGCACCAGGCUUCCGUCUGAUGGUCGUGUACGUUUGCUCCCGUUACUGCCUCGAGUGCAUCGCGAGGAAGUGAUCUCGAAGAGGUGGGAUGGUGGCGAAGAUUCACCCACGCGGGAGGGCUGAGCGCCCCGGAUCAGCUCUUUCUGACUGGGUGGGGCGGAGAGCCAGAGGCCGUCUCGAGUGGCCCCCGACACACGUCACUCGCCUUCUCCAGGGCUGCUUAUAAGAGUCUCCACCAGAGCCUCAGGAUCACUUUUUACUUCCUCUUCUCUCCUCAGCAGCUUCGCGCGCUCAGCGGGGAACCUCACCCUGGUCAGUCCCGGAACCGAGGCAGGGGGUGGCGCCUGCCCGGGCAGUGAAGUGGUCGCCGCAGAUUUGCUUGCGUCCGUUCCCCUUCUUCCUACCAGCUCGCCGUGGCCGCAAACUUUUACAUCUGACCUCUAGACGGGUGCUAUCUGGCCUCUGGACUCUAGAGGCGAGGGAAAGCGAAAGCGCUCAGCUGCCGAAAGGCGCCGCCCCGGGACUGCCUAAGUUUCGAUUCUCGCGCGCCAUGGCGGACCCGACGGUCUGCUGCUUCAUCACCAAGAUCCUGUGCGCCCACGGCGGCCGCCUCAGCCUGGACGCGCUGCUUGAAAAGAUCGAGCUCUCCGAGGCGCAGCUCCUGGACGUGCUCAAGGAAGCCGGGCCCGACCGCUUCGUGGUGCUGGAGACCGGGGGCAGGGCCGGCGUCACCCGCUCGGUGGUGGCCACCACUCGAGCCCGCGUCUGCCGUCGCAAGGUCUGCGAGAAAAGUUCUUGCGACAACCUGCACCUCUGCAAGCUCAACCUGCUGGGCCGGUGCCACUAUUCGCAGUCGGAGCGGAAUUUAUGCAAAUAUUCUCAUGAGGUUCUCUCAGAAAAAAAUUUCCAAGUCCUGAAAAAUCAUGAACUCUCUGGACUAAACCAAGAGCAACUAGCUGUACUGCUCCUCCAAAGUGACCCAUUUUUUAUGCCUGAGAUAUGCAAAAGUUACAAAGGAGAGGGUCGAAAACAGAUCUGUAACCAGCAGCCGCCAUGUGAAAGACUCCACAUCUGCGAACACUUCACUCGGGGGAACUGUAGUUACCCCAACUGCCUCAGAUCCCACAACCUGAUGGACAGAAAGGUGCUGGCCAUCAUGAGAGAUCACGGGCUGAGCUCAGCCGUGGUCCAGAACAUCCAGGACAUCUGCAACAACAAGCACAUGCGGAGGAACCCUCCCGGGUCCAAAACUCCUGUGCACCGUAGAGCUAGGGCAGCUAGAGGGAGAAGCAAGAGUAGAGACCGAGUCUCUCAGGACAUCAAGGAGUUCCUUCCUUCCGCCUUGGCCCACAAGUCGGGCUCUCCCAGUCCAGACGGCAGUGGCGGCAGAGCCUCCUUGGAGGAUGAGCCUUUUGGUGACCUCAUCCACAAGUUUGAGUUUCUGGAGAGUCAGGAUCGCACGCAGCCUUCCUCAGUCUCAUCUAAGGCCACUGGUCUUGGAGGACCAGGUCAAGUGGGAACGAGCCAGAGAUUCUUAGAGAAUGGCCCUCCAGAUGGCCUCUUUCCUAGCAAUCAGAGUCAUCUUGCCUCUUUUUCAACACCAGUCUCUAACCAGAAGGGCACUCCAUCCUGGCUGAACGCUCAAGGCACUGGGAAGGAGAGUAAGUUUUUUCCGAGUCAAGCUGUCCCUAGUUUUCCUCUUGAUUCUAUACAAACACCAAAAGCCUUAACCUCCAGAAAGGCGGUGGGAAUGCUUUCAUCAGACCACGGCAGUGCCAAGGACAAGACUCAAGACAUCCAGCGAAUCCCUAUUUUCAACAGGAAUACUGAUGGAUUGGCCAUGAACAUGAAUUUUGGAAAGACAGCCCAGAGAGAACUAGCACUACCAAGUUAUCAGGAGAGCAGAACCACUCCCCGGGACCUCCAGAUUGGCAACAUUACUAGUGAUGAUGCCAGAGUGGCAUUUCUGAAUGAUUCCACAUCUGAUAUUGCAAGUACCACAUCUAGGAUGGGUAAUCUUGGCCUAGAGGAAAUUUGUAUCGAUUAUCUGAGUAACUGUUGUCAACCUAACAGCAACUGCAGCAAAAUCCACUUCCCGCUGCCCUACCGGUGGCAGCUGUUGACGUUGCACACCUGGAAGGACUUCAAGGACAUGGAGAAGAUUGAGGAGGCCUACUGUAACCCCAGGAACCACGUCCUUUCCAUGGAAAAUCAUACACUCGAUUUCCAGAAAAUGACUUAUGCUCUUCAGCCCAUUCGACGCAUCUCCUCCUCUUCGUCUUGCAAGAGCCAGGCCAGUUCUGUCUUCACCACCAGAUGGAUUUGGUAUUGGAAGAAUGAGUCCGGAGAAUGGGUUCAAUAUGGGAAAGGGAGCAACAACCAGCAGGGUUCCAAUGUCGACUCUUCCUACCUGGAGUCUUUCUUUCAGAAGUGUCCUAGGGGAGUUGUGCCAUUUCAAGCAGGUUCUCGGAACUACGAGCUGAGUUUCCAAGGGAUGAUUCAGACAAAUGUAGCUUCCAAGACUCAGAAGAAUGUUGUCCGAAGGCCAGCAUUUGUUUCUGCGCUGGAUGUGGAGCAGAUGAGAAAGGGGGCAGAUCCUCAGCGGGUGCAGUUCUCUGUUUCCAGUCCUCAGCCUGCGCACACCCUGCCAGAGGUUAUGGGCUCAUCAUUUGUUCCUCAGAGGAAUGUCAGCUCUUCCUCUUCCAAUGGAUACAAGUUGCUAGAUCUCGAUAACCAGUCUUUGGAAUAUGCCACAAUAAGGGAUAAUUUCAAAGAGUCCAUGAAAAAUUUCAAGAUCGAAAAGAUAAAGAAGAUCCAUAAUCCAGAGCUCUUGAAUUCUUUUGAAAGGAGGCGACUGUUGAUGACAGAGAAAAAGGAAAGACUCCUAUUUUAUGCAACAAGCCGCAUCCACGUGGAUUCUAUCUGUGCGAAUAAUUUUAUCUGGACCUUACAUGGAACUCAUGAAAACAAAUAUGGACAAGGCAAUCACUUCUCAAAGGAAGCCAUCUAUUCCCACAAAAAUUGCCUAUACGAUGCCAGAAACAUCGUUAUGUUCGUAGCUCGAGUCUUGGCGGGAGAUUUUAUUGAGGGAAACAUGAUAUAUUCAAGCCCUCCUCUGCCGUACAACAGCUGUGUGGAUACAAUGCUCAAUCCCUCUGUUUUUGUCAUCUUCCACAAUGAUCAGGUUUACCCAGCAUACUUGAUUGAAUAUACUGAGCCAGACAGAGAGAAGGCCUGUGUGAUUAGCUAGAGAGGAUGAAGGCGGCAGCAUCUGGGAUGCUGAUCAUCUGCUCACAGAGAGGACCAAAUUGCCCUAGAUAAUGGUCAGACUUUUCUAUUUUCUCUCUAAGUUACCUAGUGUCUUAAAUCAAUAAUUCUCAAACUUUGCUAUACAAAAAUUCCUAUGCUGCAGUUGUACACCUUCCCACCUAAAUCACUCUUUGGGGUGAAAGCCAGGCAGUAUUUUUUAAAAGCUCUCCUAAUGACUUCAUUGUGUUGGAAAGUUUGCACUGUCUUAGCUGUGACUGAUCCAGGCUGGUUUCUAAAUUUUGUGUACUUAUAUACGUAUGCCAACCAUUUUCUCUCAUUUACUCUUUGAGUUUACUGGGUAACAUGGUUUUGAUUGAGUUCAACUGGAAAAAAAAAAUCAGUUUGGAAAAUUUAAAAGUAAGCUAAUAAUGCCUGUUGAAAUGAGAACAAAAGAUGGUACAGCCUUGGGUGGGAGAUUGUGAAAAGCUGGGAAGAAAUGCAUAGGUAUACGCUAAGAAGAAAAGUAAAAAGGUUAACUGUAAAUGCUAUUGUAGACAUAAAUGCAGUGCUGUAUCUUAUCAUGUGAUGAAAUUUAUUGGGGAGCGAACUCAUCUCUAUUUCUACAUUUAUUGAUGAGACAGACUCCAAAGGGUUGUAUCUUUCUGGAUUGCAGUCAUAAAAGCCAUCAAGUAUGACUCAGAAAGGCCACCAACUGGAGUUAAUUGUGCCUUUGGUUUCUUUAUGUAAUUAUGGCAAAAUAGACAUUUAUAUUCUAAUUAAUCUAAUAACAGAGAAAGCUUCCCUCCCCCCAAGUCAGGGUUUCAGGAAAGUGUCUACAUUUUAGGAGAAAUGAGUUGUAGUAGCCAGAAUCACAUAAGCAUAAAUUCAAGUGCUGUUGUGGUUGUUUGCAUGGUAGAUGAGGCUCGCUAAAUGGCAGGCCUGUCUCUACAGGAGACAGGAGGGUGGGCCUCCUGUGGAGGAGAGAUUUGCUUUCUGGUGAGCACAGCAUUAGAACAAAGGGAACAAUGUCCUAAACAGGCUUCAUGCCUGCCAGGGGCUUAAUUGUGUAAAGACAGUGGACUUUGUGGAAUUGUCAUAGUUUUUAGAACUGCUCAAGUGCCUGAACCAGGAUUUCUUUCCUUGUUGUGAAUUUUUCCUUCCAGUUUCCUUUCGAAUUUUCCUUUUUCUACAUCCUAUACCAUUGCCAAAAUUCCUACUAGAGUUCCUUCUAACAGACAUGUAACAAAUAAUUAAUUGGCAUUAGAGUUGAUUUUAUAUUAGACUUUAGAUCAGUACAAAAAGCCUCACAGUUCUCCAUCAGUAAAUGUAGACUUUUUUAAAGAGUAUAAUUGUUUUCUGAGAGCUUGCCACAAAUGAUUCUUCUUAUUCAUUUUUUUUCUGCUUGUAGUUUCCAUUUUUUGACUUCGAUCCUUUCACUGUAGAGGUGUAAUAUAUGCAGCUGUUUCUGGCUGCCCAGGAGCAAGUGGAUAUUUCUCAGGCAUCUGUGCUCCAAAAUGGAAAUCUGUUUGCCUCCUUCAAAGGAAUCUGUGCUCGCCGCUGCCUGCCUCCAUUCUUCCCUAGAGUAAAUACAAUCACUGGAUCCACUCUGCUCAAGCAGAACCGUAGAGUCACCCUUACUCCUUGCCUUCCUCCUCAUGUACAUUUAAGUUGCUCCCAAAUCCAGUUUUACUUCUUUUUUUGGUACUGGGGAUUGAACUUGGGUCCUUGUGCUUGAGAGACAGGCACU
Molecule: messenger RNA, 5150 nt
Organism: Fukomys damarensis (Damara mole-rat)
Lineage: Eukaryota; Metazoa; Chordata; Mammalia; Rodentia; Bathyergidae
Gene: Zc3hav1
Product: zinc finger CCCH-type containing, antiviral 1
Exons: 13
Coding region: 705-3404 (899 amino acids)
Molecular function (GO): NAD+ poly-ADP-ribosyltransferase activity; metal ion binding
Source: RefSeq, a predicted model, not a curated record